AUGGAAGAUCAAGGGGAACUGCAGGCGAUGCGAAAAUUAGAAACCAAAUUUAACAAAUAUCUAACCGUUAACGGAAGACAUUAUAGUUCGAAUGAAACAAAAUUAAGAAUGGCAAUAUUUGAAAGCAAUGAAUUGUUGACGGAGAAGAUAAACAAGCAAUAUAAAAAGGGCCUAGUUUCUUAUCGAACAGGCUUGAAUAAAUUGGCUGAUUUAACCGAUGAUGAAUUCAAAAAAUUGAAUGGACUUCUAUCGUCCAAUCAAACCUAUACACGUGGAAGAAGACAAACCAACCAGAUUCCGGCUGGAUAUUAUCAGUACAACAAGAAGGAAAAGUUGCCACGUUCAGUUGAUUGGAGAAAAAAAGGCUACCUUACACCUGUUCGAGAACAAGGAUUGUGCGGUAGUUGCUAUGCUUUUGCUUCACUUGCCGGACUUGAAGCUCAUUAUAGGAAGAAGACUAAAAAAACUGUCAUCUUAUCCCCACAAAAUGUCAUUGAUUGUACAUGGUAUCUUGGUAACAGUGGUUGUGAUGGUGGCCGUAUUACUCCGGUAUACGAAUAUGGAAGAUCGUAUGGUUUUGUAUCAGAAUCGAAAUAUCCAUAUGUUGGUGUUGUAAGUAACCAAUGUAAAUGGAACAAGCAAAACGUUCAAGCUACUGAUAAAGGUUCCAUUAGAAUAAUGGAUGGCGAUGAAGAAGCACUGAAGCAUGCUGUAGCUAAACGUGGACCUGUUGCUGUUGGAAUGACUGGCGAUCUACCAAGUUUCAAAUUUUAUAAGUCCGGUGUCUACGCUGAUAAUCAAUGUAUUGAACCAAGUCAUGCAGUAUUGAUUGUCGGAUAUGGUACGAGUAAAAAACGAGGAGAUUAUUGGAUUAUUAAAAAUAGUUGGGGAAAAGAUUGGGGAAUGAAAGGAUAUGGUUAUGUGGCACGAAAUAAAGGUAAUAUGUGUCAUAUUGCUACAAUGGGAGCAUUCCCACUACUAUAA
This is a messenger RNA of Loa loa (African eye worm), 984 nucleotides long. RefSeq names its product cysteine protease. Bases 1 to 984 code for a protein of 327 amino acids. The record is from RefSeq and is a predicted model, not a curated record. Gene Ontology annotation, cellular component: lysosome. NCBI's taxonomy places the organism in Eukaryota, Metazoa, Nematoda, Chromadorea, Rhabditida, Onchocercidae. The transcript is spliced from 7 exons. Gene Ontology annotation, molecular function: cysteine-type endopeptidase activity.